Molecule: messenger RNA, 2028 nt
Organism: Jatropha curcas
Lineage: Eukaryota; Viridiplantae; Streptophyta; Magnoliopsida; Malpighiales; Euphorbiaceae
Gene: LIF2
Product: RNA-binding (RRM/RBD/RNP motifs) family protein
Molecular function (GO): RNA binding
Source: RefSeq, a predicted model, not a curated record
CGUGAAGCAUAGGCCAUUUCGCGUGGGAUUGAGGCUCUUUCCUAAUUAGGUUGCUUUGUAAAGAAAGCCAUCUUUGGGUUCGUCGGAUAACAAAUACACACACCCGCGGAAGGGAAGAAAAAACAGAAACAGAGGAAACAGAAACAAAGAAAACAAAAACACACUGUGACACCCGAAAGCAAAUCUCAGUCCACAAUCCAAAAAUACAGUCACUGUUAUUGGAUGAUUAGACCUGCGUCGUGAAACAGUCAUGGCAGAGGGUGCAGAAGUUGAGGAACGGGUGGAUCUUGAAGAAGACAAUUACAUGGAAGAAAUGGAGGAUGAUGUUGAGGAUCAACUAGAUGAUGAUGGCGAAGAUGAUAAUGGAGAUGCAAAUGUUGAAGAAAAUGCUGAAGAGGACUAUGAGGACUUAAAAACUGGGGGUAGUCAGAAAGAUCAAUCACCAGAAACGCAUAGAAGCCAUGUGGAUUCAGAGCCGCUGGAAGAUGAAGAAAAACCAACUGCUUCUGUCAAUGAAGAGGAAAAAGAGAAGCAUGCCCAACUUCUUGCCCUUCCUCCUCAUGGUUCAGAAGUUUUCAUUGGCGGGCUUCCAAAGGACGUGUCAGAAGAUGAUUUGAGGGAUCUCUGUGAACCAAUAGGCGAAAUUUUUGAGAUAAGGUUAAUGAAAGAUAAGGACACGGGUGAAAGUAAGGGAUUUGCUUUUGUUGCCUUUAAAUCAAAGGAGGCUGCUCAAAAAGCCAUUGAGGAGCUACAUAGUAAGGAGUUCAAGGGAAAAACCUUAAGAUGUUCACUUUCUGAAACCAAGAACAGAUUAUUUAUUGGUAAUGUUCCAAAGAGUUGGACGGAGGAUGAGUUUAGAAAAGUCAUUGAGGAGGUUGGUCCUGGCGUGGAAAUCAUUGAGCUAAUAAAGGAUCCCCAAAAUCCAGCCCGUAAUCGUGGUUUUGCUUUUGUAUUGUAUUACAAUAAUGCAUGUGCUGAUUAUUCGCGGCAGAAAAUGUUAAAUGCAAAUUUUAAGCUGGAUGGAAAUACACCAACUAUCAGCUGGGCUGAUCCAAAGGGCACUCCCGAUCAUUCUGCUGCAGCUGCUCAGGUUAAAGCGCUCUAUGUGAAGAAUAUACCUGAGAACACUAGUACUGAGCAACUGAAGGAACUAUUCCAGCGCCAUGGGGAAGUGACGAAAGUCGUUAUGCCACCUGGCAAAGCUGGAAAACGAGAUUUUGGAUUCAUCCACUAUGCUGAAAGGUCAAGUGCAUUGAAGGCUGUCAAAGAUAACGAGAAAUAUGAAAUUGACGGCCAAUUGCUGGAGGUUGUCCUCGCCAAGCCUCAGACUGAUAAAAAACCUGAUGUGGUUUAUCCUUAUACUGCUGGGCUUCAUCCGAACCAUGUUGCACGUCCUGCGUAUGGUGGGUUCACUGGAAGCCCAUAUGGCUCUGUAGGUGCUGGAUUUGGUGUUGCUGCCAGUUUUCAACAGCCUGUUAUAUAUGGAAGAGGUCCAAUGCCAGCAGGGAUGCAUAUGGUGCCAAUGGUUCUACCUGAUGGUCAAAUUGGCUAUGUUCUUCAGCAGCCUGGAGUGCACAUGCCACAACCUCGGCCUAGGAGAGUCGAUCGGAGCAAUGGUCCUAGUGGGCCUGGACGAGCCGGAAGUAGUGGAGAUGAUGGCAAUCGUAGCAGAAGAUACCGUCCUUAUUAGUAGUUGAGCUGUAGAGAUGUGUCAUAGUUUUUUCUCAGGGAAUCAAGAGACAUGUAGUUGGACGACUUGUUGCUGGAAACAAAAUAACAGAUCACCACCAUGCCCCUUUCUUCUCCAGUACCCCAAAACUCUAGAAUUUUUAAAGGGGAAAAGUAUGAAAAGAGGAAGAAAAAGGAUGUUAGAAUUAGGACAGAGGUGUCUUGUGACUUUUAUGUGGUAGGAGACAAUUGAAAGUCUCACUUUAUGUAAUUCUCACAUAUUGAUGGUUUAUUUAUUGGCGUUAUGCUAUGUUUCUGAGCAGGAAUUAAGAAGUAGCUAUUGUUUUAUUGAUGUGCAAA